Molecule: messenger RNA, 2343 nt
Organism: Esox lucius (northern pike)
Lineage: Eukaryota; Metazoa; Chordata; Actinopteri; Esociformes; Esocidae
Gene: wdr26b
Product: WD repeat domain 26b
Exons: 14
Coding region: 447-2291 (614 amino acids)
Biological process (GO): proteasome-mediated ubiquitin-dependent protein catabolic process
Cellular component (GO): GID complex
Molecular function (GO): protein binding
Source: RefSeq, a predicted model, not a curated record
AGGAAUUUCCGGUUACGUCAGCGUGUCAGGACUCCAUUAGGGGGUUGCAGCUGUUUUGAGGGAAACAACAACAAAAACGGAGAGACUGACGGGAGUACGACAGAGUCAGUGCUUUCUCAGCCAGGUAGCGAGGUCUUAAUCCUGGGAGCUAGAACCUCCUUUCCCACCCGGGGCUUCGCCGGCUUCUAACCACGGCCGCUCUCGGUGAGGAAACUCUGGCCUCCGCUUCCUCCUCCUCCGACUCGGACACCGGCGGAGCGUCGCCGCCCCCGCGGAAGAAACACCGAGCCUCGGCGGCGGAGGGAGCAGGAGAGCCCGGGGCUUUAGCAGUUGCGACAGGCCUUUCUGGAGUUGCUUUUGGACUUGAUACUACUUCUCCACAUCACCAAACCACCUCUGCUAUUCACUUUAACCGAACUCUUGUUCACAAUCUCAGCGGCAAUAACAUGCAGUCAAACGGGGCAGGACAGGGACAGGAUUCGGAGCUUUCUUGCCUGAACAGCGCACAAAACGGGGAGUCAUCCUCGGCUGGGGGAACGCACUCCAACGGGCUUCUGGCCAGCACAAACAUUGGGAAUAGUGUCGGUACCAAUAAUGGAGCCGGACCGGGCUCCGGGACCUCCGCUGCCUCCACAGCCUCAGGUUCGGGCUUGGAGGUCGGCUCCAUGAAAAAGAAGAAACGUCUUUCGCAGGCCGAUGAAGAUGUCAUCCGAUUAAUAGGGCAACAUCUCCACGGGUUAGGGCUAAAUCAAACAGUGGACCUGCUGAUGCAGGAGUCAGGCUGCAGACUGGAACAUACUUCAGCUACUAAGUUCCGCAACCACGUAAUGGAGGGAGAAUGGGACAAGGCUGAGAAUGAUCUCAACGAGCUGAGAGCACUGAUGCAUUCUCCCAACGCUAUUGUGCGUAUGAAGUUUCUGCUUCUGCAGCAGAAGUACUUGGAGUACCUGGAGGACGGUAAGGUUCUGGAGGCGCUGCAGGUGCUGAGGGGGGAGCUGACGCCGCUCAAGUACAACACGGACCGCAUCCACGUGCUCAGCGGGUAUCUGAUGUGUAGCCAUGCAGAGGACCUCCGGGCCAAGGCAGAGUGGGAGGGCAAAGGCACAAACUCCCGCUGCCGACUCCUGGACAAGUUACAGACGUACCUGCCCCCGUCGGUGAUGCUGCCCCCCCGCCGGCUGCAGACCCUGCUGAGACAGGCUGUGGAGCUCCAGAGGGACCGCUGCCUCUACCACAACACCAAACUGGACAGCAGCCUGGACUCGGUGUCCCUGCUCCUGGACCACGUCUGCAGCCGGUCAGCAACGCACUCAGGGAAGCAGUUUCCGUGCUACACGCAGCAGAUCCUCACAGAGCACUGUAACGAGGUGUGGUUCUGUAAGUUCUCCAACGACGGCACCAAGCUGGCCACCGGCUCCAAAGACACUACGGUCAUCAUCUGGCAGGUGGAUCCUGAGAGCCACCAGCUGAAGCUGCUCCGGACCCUGGAGGGCCACGCCUACGGGGUUUCCUACCUGGCCUGGAGCCCCGACGAUGCCUACCUGAUCGCCUGUGGACCCGACGACUGCUCCGAGCUCUGGCUCUGGAAUAUCCAGACAGGAGAGCUGCGGACCAAGAUGAGCCAGUCCCACGAGGACAGCCUGACCAGCGUGGCCUGGAACCCCGAUGGGAAACGCUUUGUCACCGGGGGACAGAGGGGGCAGUUCUACCAGUGUGACCUGGACGGGAACCUGUUGGACUCGUGGGAAGGGGUGCGUGUGCAAUGCCUCUGGUGUCUGGGGGACGGCAGGACAGUGCUGGCAUCAGACACACACCAGCGGAUCCGGGGUUACAACUUUGAAGACUUAACAGACAGAAACAUAGUUCAGGAGGACCAUCCUAUCAUGUCGUUCACUGUAUCCAAGAAUGGAAGAUUAGCUUUGUUAAAUGUAGCAACUCAGGGAGUUCAUCUUUGGGACCUGCAGGACCGAGUCUUGGUGAGGAAGUACCAGGGUGUGACCCAGGGCUUCUACACCAUCCACUCCUGCUUCGGAGGCCACAAUGAAGACUUCAUCGCUAGCGGCAGCGAAGACCACAAGGUAUAUAUCUGGCACCGGCGCAGCGAGCUGCCAAUCGCCGAGCUCACAGGGCACACUCGCACAGUCAACUGUGUCAGCUGGAACCCUGCCAUCCCCGGCCUCAUGGCCUCCGCUUCAGACGAUGGCACUGUGCGUGUCUGGGGCCCCGCCCCCUUCCUCGACACACAGGAGGCGGACGGAGUCAACGAGAACUGCAGUAACAUGGACAGUUGAUGGUGACUUGGGAAUGGAAGACUUAUUUUUUACAACAACAAAAAAAAAAAAA